AAUUUCAGAUCAUUUAGUUGGGAAAGUUUAUCGAGACAUGAUGAAUCGAUUACUUGGUCUUAUUUAUUACAAUCUUAAACGAGGUGGAAGAUAUCAAGCAGUUCUUUUUGUGAUUUUCUUUUGGUGGCUUUUGAUAUUUGGAUUCAAUCAAGUGCCUACAAAUGAUAUCGAAUUUCAAUUGGAUAGAAAUAUGAUUGAAUUAAAUAAAAAAGUGAACGAAAAUUUCAACUUAUUAGAACCUGUCUUUGUGGGUGAACCUGACGUUGAAGCAAUUCAACUAACCACCAUUGAAGUGGACUCAGAUGAUUCAAAAUAUCCGAGAAACUACAAAGAACAAGAUAAAAAGUGCAAGAAACUUCAAGAGAUGUUCAUUAAUUUCCUUGAUCGAAAGUUUGGUGAGAAUGGAACUGCGCUUAAGAUUUUUCCAAACAUUCCUGAAGUCGCUUUAGAAAUUCAAAAUGUUGGAUGGAAAACUCAUCAAUUCAAUGAAUUAGCAUCUGAAUUGAUUUCUGUGAAAAGAAGUCUCUUCGAUUAUCGGACAGAUUAUUGUUUAAAAGCUGCAAAGCAUUACGAUGAAAAUCUUCCAUCAACAUCUGUGAUUAUAAUUUUCCACAACGAAGCUUGGUCGACACUUCUUCGAACGGUUCAUUCAGUUCUUGAUCGUUCACCAGAACAUUUAAUCACUGAAAUUAUUCUCGUUGAUGAUUUUUCAGACAUGGAACAUUUGAAGACGCCGCUGGAAGUUUACAUGUCAAAUUAUCCCAAGGUUAAAAUAUUGCGAACAGCGAAACGAGAUGGUUUAAUUAGAGCGCGAAUUAGUGGCACGAAAUUGGCUCAAGGCCCUGUCUUAACAUUUCUCGAUUCUCAUGUUGAAUGCACUGAUGGUUGGCUUGAACCGCUUCUCAGUCGAAUCGCUGAAGAUUCACAAAAAAUUCCGUUCCCUAUCAUUGACUUGAUAAGUGACGAAACUUUCGAAUAUGUCCCACAUAAGAAUCUUGACAGAAUGCUUGUGGGUGGGUUCGAUUGGUCUUUGAUAUUCCGAUGGAAAGUCUUAUCAGAAGAUUUUAGAAAGGUUAGAUCAGACUUGUCGGAACCUGUGCCGUCUCCAACAAUGGCUGGCGGUUUGUUCUCAAUCGACAAGAAGUUCUUUGAGAAGCUGGGAAUGUACGAUCCUGAAUUCGAAUUCUGGGGUGGCGAAAAUCUUGAACUUUCCUUCAAAACUUGGAUGUGUGGUGGAAGUUUAGAGCUCAUUCCUUGCUCUCGUGUUGGUCACAUCUUUAGAAAGGUUUCACCAUUUAAAUGGGAUGUUAAAACAUUCAAAAAGAAUUGUGCAAGAUUAGCUGAAGUUUGGUUGGAUGACUACGCCAAAUAUUAUUAUAUUCGUACCGGGAAUGUCACCAUUGACAUUGGUGACGUCAGUGAACGUAAAAAACUACGUGAAAGUUUAAAUUGUAAAUCAUUUGAUUGGUAUUUGAAGAAUAUUUAUCCAGAUCUUCAUAUUCCUGGUGAUUCAAUUGCCUUUGGUCGGAUUAGAAGUGCUAUUAAGGAUGGUUUCAAUUGUGUAAAUGGUCAAGAGUCGGGAAUUUAUCCUGUGCCUUGUGAUUCAAUGCAUGAAAGUCAGUACUGGGAAUUUUAUGAUGGAUUGAUUGGCAGAGAUCAUUACUUCAUGGAAUUGAAUGAUGGAAAGCUUCGAUUAGUGAAGCACAAAACUCUUGAAAAUGUUCAAUUGUGGAAUUAUGAUGAGAAAACUUCACAAAUUAUCCACAAAAAUUCAGGAAAAUGUCUCACAAAAUCAUCAGAACCAGGAACUUUGGUCUUAUCAGAAUGUAAGGAAGCUUUAACUAAUCAAAAAUGGAUUUUAGAGAACUUCUCACCAGAACGUUUGAAAGUUUUCUGAGACAAUAAAAGGAGAAUUUGUCCUCUCAAUGUAUUGUGGAAAGCGAGCGCAUUUCUGAGUGUAGAUAUUAAGUUUGAAUUGAUAUUUUAUAUACAUUUAUACA
Clunio marinus is the source of this 2000-nucleotide messenger RNA. The record is from the annotation of a GenBank genome assembly. Lineage: Eukaryota; Metazoa; Arthropoda; Insecta; Diptera; Chironomidae.